Molecule: messenger RNA, 1848 nt
Organism: Coniophora puteana RWD-64-598 SS2
Lineage: Eukaryota; Fungi; Basidiomycota; Agaricomycetes; Boletales; Coniophoraceae
Exons: 5
Coding region: 1-1848 (615 amino acids)
Source: RefSeq, a predicted model, not a curated record
AUGUCUUCCCAAUUCGACACUUUGUUCGUUGCUGUCUCUGCUGCCGUUGGGCUCGCUUUCGUCAUCGUCAAUCCGUUCCUUACCGCGCUUGGCGUCGGGACAGUCAUGGCUCACAUACAAGGUACCAAGUCUCAUUCCAAUGCAGCGAAGCUUGGAGAAGAAGACCUUAACUCGUCUCAAUUGUGCUUCGCUUCCGAGGUCGACAACCUGAAGGCCCAGAUCGAGGUCGCCGAGCACGCCACCAGCGUCGUAGCGACUGAGCUUCGCGAGCUCAAGGCGCACAAUACCGCCCUGGAGGACGAGAUAACGAUGUUACGCUUAGCAAUCAGUUUUCAGGCCGAUGGGUUCCGAGUCGCACUCACUGAAGCCAACGGCCAGGCCGAUGUCCAGGCCGAGCGUGCUGAGUUGUCCGAACAGGCUUUCCGGGCCCUGCUUUCCGUCAACGAGCAAUUCGGUGAACGGGUGGAAGAGCUCGAGAGGAAGCGACCCGAGCCGAAGGGCGGAAUAUCAAAAACUUUCAGCAUUCGCGGCGAUCAUGCUGCCUCCUCUGUCGGAUCGCUAAUCCCACCUUGUUCCACCUCCGAUAUCUGCUCUGCACAUGUCUCCCCUCCCAUCGCCACCUCCUUGUCUUUGCCCAUCUUCCCCUCUCUUCCUGUUUCCGUCUCGACGUUCACUUCCACUAUAGUGUCCCCUUCUACUUCGAUGCUCGCACAUCCUUUAAUACCUACUUCAGUUUCAUUUUCUUCCACCUUAAUACCUGUUGCAUCUUCCGUUCAUUCUUCAACUUUCUCUGCGCCUUUAGUAUCCAGCAUCCACCGUACUUCACCCUUCCCCCACGGCGACGUCGACUCAAAGUUUCUCCUCUCGCACAUCUACUACCUGGACGAGCUCAAGACCACUCUCGAGUCGAAGGUACAGAAGCUAGAGCACACCAGCCGACACCUCGAGGACGCUCUCGAGGAUCAGCUCUCAAGCGCUACGCAGCUCUCGGAGACGGUCUUUGCCAUGGGCCAAGAGACAGCUGACAAGGAUGAGGAUAUCAAGAUCCUCAAGCGCGUCAUCUUCAGGCAGCUCGGUGAAGAGGAGCUGGAGGAUGUAGAAGAGUACAUCGCAGAUAAGAAAGGUCUUCAAGCGCGCGUUGGCACUCCGCAUGUCGUUCUUACCCGGCCCGAGGGUGGUAUCGUUUGCGGAAUCGACAAUGUCAGCCAACUAACUGCGAAAUGCGACUCUUUCUGCUGCCCAAUUUCUACGUCGACAUCCUAUGGAUCGACCGAGUCUGAUUACCUUGCUGCGGACGACGUCUCGAUUGCCCUCGAAGAAGAAUUGUCCGCUAUCUACGAGCGGGUCCUGGGCUCUUGGGGCGAUGCACCUUCCCAACGCGCCUUCUCUCCUGAGUCGGCUGAGUCCCCCUUCGAUAAACACGACCUGGCUGGCGCGAGGGAGGUGGCAAUCAAAGAGGAUCGGCUCGAAUGUGCGAUGGUCAGGGAUAUCACAGAUAUGCUGGAGUCGCUGUCCUUGUCAUCCAAUGACAACGACGAUGAAAUGGAGUCUUCAGACGAGGUAUCAUCCAGCCCAUCUCCUGUGUCAAGCGCCACGCCCUCGACCACGCCUAUUUCAACGCUGGUUUCUCGACCAACAUCGCCGAUCACUCCGACGGCGACUUGUCCAGCUGACAACGAGUUAUACCUUGCGAGCGCAAACGAGCCAAGGCUACCCAACUCGCUAUCUUCUUGCCUCUCUCUCGUCUCUAUUGCUUCGUCGACAAGUGUGUUCGGUCAGCUCAUCGAGCUUCAGACAUCGGUGGUCGACGACGUCGAGUGGCUCGCUCGGAUGGUUUCGGCAUUCUAG